This is a messenger RNA of Triticum turgidum subsp. durum (durum wheat), 1443 nucleotides long. The record is from the annotation of a GenBank genome assembly. Lineage: Eukaryota; Viridiplantae; Streptophyta; Magnoliopsida; Poales; Poaceae.
AUGGUAGCCCCGUCUCUCCUCCGUCCGUGCCACCCACAAGGUCGUACAUCCCUGCAUCAGAUGGGGAUGUACACAGCACUCCGUGUGGCGCAAUGGGUGGUGGGCAAGGCGCUAGCCCCCGUUGCCGAGGGUGUGCUGGGGGCUUGGGCAGACACCAAGAACUUUGGUCCCAACGUCGAGGCCCUCAGCACGGAACUGCUGCUCGUGAAGGCCAUGCUUGAGCAGGCUGCCCACAAGGAGCUCGGAGGCCCGGCAAUGGAGAUGCUGCUGCAGAAGCUGCGGGACUCGGCUCAGAAUGCCGAAGAUUUGCUGGAUGAGCUGGACUAUUUCCGCAUCCACGACAAGCUCCAUGGAACGUAUGAGGCUGCCGACAAGCACGGCAAGGGUUGCGUCCGCAACCUUGCCUUCAAUGCUCGCCACACCGCCGAAACUGUUGGCAAACUGGUUAACUGUUGCGCUUGGCAGCGUGCUAAGCGCCGGCAGAGGUCACACAACAAUUCCUCCUCAGCGCCAAGCGCCAAUCAUGAGGCCAGCGGAUGCAUGCCCAAGCUCGGUAAACUCCUCCCUUGCUCAUCUUCCCCACAUCUACAUGUUGGUGAUGGCGAUGGUGGCAAUGAGCAAGAAACACCAAAGCUUGAGUUUAAUAGGAUUGGUUUCUCUCAAAGGAUGAAUAACAUUGUAGAGAAACUGCAGCUUAUGCGCAAUGAGGUUAGCAAGAUUCUGAUACAUUGUGGCCCUAGAACUGUCCCAGACACUGCCCAAAUUCGUCCUAUCACCAAAGGUCGGAUUGAUGAGCCAAAACUGUAUGGGAGGGACCGUGUCAUGAAUAGCAUCAUACAUGAUAUCACCAAGGGUCAAUAUUGUGACAAGGGUCUAACUGUGCUGCCGGUUGUGGGUCCGGGGGGAAUGGGGAAGACAACUCUGAUACAACACAUAUAUCGCAACCAACAAGUGCAGAAUCAUUUUCCAGUCAUGAUUUGGAUAUGUGUCUCCCUUGAUUUCAAUCUCGAUAAGGUGCUAGAACAGAUUAAAACAUGUACACAUCGAGUUGAAGCGGAAAAAGAGGGUAUUAUAACAGAAAAUGUGAUUGAACAAAGAUUAAAAUAUAAAAGGUUCUUACUUGUAUUGGAUGAUAUAUGGCGGAUUAGUAAUGGGGAUGAUUGGGAAAAACUAUUGUCGACACUCAAUCAAUCACAAGAAAAGGGUUCCAUGAUUCUCGUCACAACUCGGUUUCAAGCAAUAGCACAGAAGGUUAAAACAAUUGGCCACUCAAUAAAGUUGAACGGUUUAGAAUCUGAAGAGUUUAGGAAGUUGUUCCUUGCAUUUGUAUUUGGUGAUGAGCAAUGUCCAAGGGAUAAACAUUUUUUGCUUGAGACUGGAGAUAAGAUAAUGGAAAAACUAAAGGGCUCCCCUCUUGCGCAAAAACAGUUGGUAGAUUACUGA